Messenger RNA from Phyllostomus discolor (pale spear-nosed bat), 3778 nucleotides. RefSeq names its product carbonic anhydrase 12 (gene CA12). Gene Ontology annotation, cellular component: plasma membrane. The record is from RefSeq and is a predicted model, not a curated record. Lineage: Eukaryota; Metazoa; Chordata; Mammalia; Chiroptera; Phyllostomidae. Bases 119 to 1081 code for a protein of 320 amino acids. The transcript is spliced from 9 exons. Gene Ontology annotation, molecular function: zinc ion binding; carbonate dehydratase activity.
CGGUCCCGGUCCCAUCCCGGCACGCACCCCGCUGGCCGCAGCUCAGUGACCAGAUCCAGAACGAGCCAUCCUGAGCCCAAGGCAGCCCGCGCCUGCCCCGCAGGAGUCACCCGCGAAGAUGCCCCACCACAGCCUGCAUGCUGCGGCCAUCCUCCUGCUCGUGAUCUUAAAGGAGCAGCCUUCCAGCCCAGCCCCACUCAACGGGCCCAACUGGACCUAUUUCGGUCCUGACGGGGAGAAAAGCUGGCCCAAGAACUACCCAUCAUGCGGGGGCCAGAUGCAGUCCCCAAUAGACCUGCACAGUGACAUCCUCCAGUAUGACAACAACCUUGUGCCCCUUAAGUUCCAAGGCUACAAUGUGUCUGCCAAUGAGCAGUUUACGCUGACCAACAAUGGCCAUUCAGUGAAGCUGAGCCUGCCCCCGAGCAUGCAGAUCCAGGGCCUCCCGUCCCGCUACAGCGCCACACAGCUGCACCUGCACUGGGGGGACCAGAAUGACCCCCACGGCUCUGAGCACACCGUUGGUGGGGAGCACUUUGCUGCCGAGCUGCAUAUUGUCCAUUAUAACUCGGACCGGUACCCCAAUGCCAGCACUGCCAGUAAAGAGCCACAAGGCCUUGCCGUCCUAGCUAUCCUCAUAGAGAUGGGCUCCUUCAACCCCUCCUACGACAAGAUCUUCAGUCACCUUCCAGAUGUGAAGUACAAAGGCCAAGAAGCGCACAUUCCAGGUUUCAGCAUCGAAGAGCUGCUUCCUGAGAGGCCUGAAGAGUAUUAUCGCUACCAAGGGUCCCUGACCACACCUCCUUGCCACCCCACUGUGCUCUGGACGGUGUUCAGGAACCCCGUGCAAAUCUCCCAGGAGCAGCUGCUGGCUUUGGAGACAGCUCUGUACUGCACACACGAGAACGACCCAUCCCCCGUAGAAAUGGUCAAUAACUUCCGGCAGGUCCAGAAAUUCGAUGAGAGGUUGGUGUACGUCUCCUUCCAACAAGGUGAGGCGAUGCAGGGGACAGUGUUUGAGGGCAGAUACAGAGGAUCAGAAGAAACCACGCAGGAACUUGAGUCUGACUUCCCAAAGUAACCCUCCACUUGUAACCGUCAGCAGUGGCAUUGGGAGUAAUUAGCCAUCUUCUUAGACCGGCAGAGGUCUAAGCUGGCACUUGCGGGCCGGGCAGUGCAGUCAGACGUGUAGCAGGGCGCUUCGGUAGAACAUCCCAGCCUGGCCAGGGGAGCUUGAGGGGCCUCCAGGCGGAGGCCCACGUCUUGGCUUGGCCUGUCCAGAUCAAAGCCCAAAUGCAGCUUUGCCACUGCCUCUCCUGCACGGCUCGCCCGGAGCUGCUGCCCUCAGGAGCGAGAAUCCAUGACAGUCCAAGGCAAAUCUGUUCAUUUGGAGGCUGAUUAUAGAAACUUGGCCAGAAUUCUCCCCUCCCCCUCACUCCCAAAAGUUGCAGGGACCAAGUGGGGCUGUCACCAAGGAGCAGUGAGGAGGCAGCCUCAGAGGAAGGGAGCCCCGGGCCUCACACCCCAGGGCACCUGCAAUCACAAGGGCCUCUCACACCAAACUGACGUGGGCCUCGGACAUGCUGUGGGAAAGGCGUGUGGGUGAGCCUGUUUGCCAGCGUGGACCUUGAGCAAUUCAGACUCGACUAUUUAUACGCUCUGCCACUGAGGCAUGUCUGUCACGAGGUGUGGUUUGCUCAGGGUUUUCCCUGGAAGUUGUCAGGAACUUCAGAGUUGGAAGAUUUCACCGGGAGGAAAGUAAAGUAAGGGAACCCUCUGGGAGAGAAAGUUCAUGGACUUGGAGAGGAGGACCUGAGGUCUCACCUGACUGGAACAUCGGGGACUGAACUGUUUAACUUGACCCUGCUUUGCCCUCAGCUGUGCUUACAGCGGAGUACAGGACCCGGUUUCUGUGCUCACGAGGGGCACAGUCUGACCUCGGCUUCACCCCAGGGCAGGGUUCUUCUGCCCAUGCACUACUGGCAUGGGGGGCUGGGUAAUUCUGGUUGUGGGGGACUCUCCUGGGCACUGGAGCAUCAGCAGCACCCUUGGCUCCUGCCCACUAGAUGCCCAUAGCAUCCCCACCUUAUUGUAGCCAAAAAUGUCUCCAGACACAGCCCAGUGUCUCCGGGGAAGGAGCGCCAAAACUGCCCCUGAUGGAGAAUGACUGCCCCAGCGACUGUGCACGGUUUUCCUAGGCCCGGGCUGCUGUCUCCCACUCAGAUCACUGGAUUCUAGAGUUCUCGAUCACAUGCCCUGGUCUUUAUCACAGUGUGACAUUCUCAAUCUGGUGAUGGCUACCCCGGAACAGUAAGGUGGGGGUUACCAGUACAGAACAAUCAAACCCAAGAGAAACGCUGAUCUCCAUAUUUUUUUAGAAGUUGAGUAUUUUUUUAUAUACUUCAGUAUGUCCAAGGCCAGGAGUAGCGGGUGACAGCGAAUUAUCCACCCUUAAGAUCACACAUCUCUUUGUCAGAGGCCCACACGUCUCCCAGGUAGCACCUUUCUUCAGAACCCCUUCAUCAUUCUUCUCCUUCCCUUUUGUACAGGUUUUUCCUCUCGUAAAUGUUGCUUUUUGUUGCCUUUGGUGAAAAUAUCCACUCUUUAUGGAGAGGUAGAAGUCAUACCAGGCACUUUUUUCAGCUCUUAAAAGGUGCCCCUUCUAAGUGGCAGAGACGGAAACUUGAGCUGAACAGGGGAAAUAAGACUCCUUAUUUCCUUAAGGUGGGAACCCAGAGGGAGGGAACACGUCCUGGGACCACUGUGGGCCUCGCGGGAAGUCAGCGCCCACCGUGAGGAAGGUGAAGGACUGCGGAGGCAGACGGACAGUCCAGGGGCCCGAUUCUUGGUUCCUUUAAAAUGACCUUUUAGCCAUGGACACCAGCUUGGGUCCAGAUGGUGAUGGGCAAUCCCACAAGGGCCCAUCAGGCCUAAACAUGAAUGUUGUCUAGCCCUAUUUUCAACAUGUCAGGGGCCAGAGGAAGCCAAAAAGUUUCUAUAAUCAUGUCUUUAGUGGGCCUGCUCUGAGCAGCUGCAUGCCCCCCGCCAGAGAGCUGGAGCCAGCUGCGGCACACUUAGCCAAGGGCCCGGCGGGGUGUGGGGUGGGGCUGUCACCCACUGCCAAUCUGUGGAGUAGCAUGAUUAGAAUCCACUUGACCCUAGGGAACUGGGCAGUUUCACAAAACCUUUAAAGAAGAGACAGAGAGAGAAAAAAAUCCUACAAAGCUAAGAUGGCUAAUUAUCUAAUUUUUUUUUUACCAGAAUGUAUGCUUUGUGGUUAUUGACCUUGUGUUUCUAAAAGUUCCUAUUUGUAAAUAAAGUCUAUGAGAUGGGAAAGCAUCAAUUCUUCCAAAGUACCCAAACAAACCCCCACUCUGGAUGUGCCUACCUUCCAACCCCCCCUGGAUGCAGGGGGCUGAACAGUCAGGAGGAAUCGUCAAACGUGCUAAGGAGGCAAGCCCCAGUCCCUUCAUCUAGAGCGGUGUAAUGCACUGCGUGUUUUCUGAGCACACCCCAAGUCAGGCACUGCGGGGCGCAGGGAGCCUCACCGUGUGUGUUGUCUUGCUCCUAACAACAAACCUCCUGCAGAGAGCAGACCGUGUGCAGAAAAGACAGUGGGCAGAGGUGUGGGGCGGACAGCUGGACGGCGUGCACGUGUACACCCGUGCACAUGGCACAGGGCCUCCCUCCGCACAGCGGCUCAGCUGCUGCUGCGUGUGUGCGCCGUUGACUUUGCCCACGCUAUCCCCUUUGGGAUGCCCCUGACCUCUCCACCUGG